AUGGGUGGUGACGGUGGCGACGAGGAGGAUGAUGAGUGCAAAGAAGAAGACAUUGGCGUUAACCCAUCAAUGACAAAAUUCUGUGAUGGUGUUGAUGAUUGCUGCGCAACAGCAAAAGUACAUGUUCAUGUUGUUGUUGUUGUUGUUCUUGCUCAGCAGCCACAGCAGGAGGUGGAAUGUAAAACGUGGGGCUCGACAGUAGUGACAGAAAUGAGGUUUGCGCAACAAGUCCGUGCAUCAUUCAAGCCCGCAUACAGAAAAGCGGCGGUAGUACUAGCAGUAACAGAGCAAAGAAGUCAAGAAGAAGAAAAUGUACACCUGGCCGAUAUACCACGCUUAGCAAACGUUAAGUGUAGCAAGAAGAAGAACAAGAAGAAGAAGGUUGCAAGGAGGCAGGCUGAAUUUGCAGAUGGAAAAGAUACUUCUCCCCGUCCAUCAUCGUUUCUUUUAAAAGUAUAG
Molecule: messenger RNA, 459 nt
Organism: Zychaea mexicana
Lineage: Eukaryota; Fungi; Mucoromycota; Mucoromycetes; Mucorales; Lichtheimiaceae
Exons: 5
Coding region: 1-459 (152 amino acids)
Source: RefSeq, a predicted model, not a curated record